This is a messenger RNA of Hordeum vulgare subsp. vulgare (domesticated barley), 3435 nucleotides long. RefSeq lists its product as uncharacterized. The transcript has 8 exons. Lineage: Eukaryota; Viridiplantae; Streptophyta; Magnoliopsida; Poales; Poaceae. The record is from RefSeq and is a predicted model, not a curated record. The coding region runs from base 1 to 3435 and encodes 1144 amino acids.
AUGGGCUCCCUGCCGGCCGGCAGUGGACUUGGCCUCGUCGGCGGACGAUUCUGGGCUCUGGCCAACGACGACGAUGACCUACAGAACACACCAGCGGCUUCUCCAACUCCUUCCGACAUCGUAUGCGAAUCCAUUUUGGUGGGAUACUCUGAGGAGCAGGUCGCAGAAUCCAUAGAUGGUUUCGUCCCUGAUUCCGAUCCUGCCUGGGAAGAGCUGACGGCUAACGACGAAGACAGGGUCGAGGUGCUCCGACGCGUCAUUUACCAGCGAACUUCGGCGAACGCGGUAAGACCCUGGAAGGGACCUCUACCGAAGCGACUGCAUCUGCGGCGGCAGGACCUGCUGCUGGGGUAUCUGCUGCAGUGGUGGCUGGCACGCGGGAGAAUCUUCAGCGAGCUACGGUGCCUGUUGGUCAGGGGCGCGGCUCUGCUGGUGCUGGAAAAGGUGGUCCUGGUGCUCAUAAUCGCGGUGGCGGCGGUGGAUUCCAUGGACACAGAGGUUAUGCAAAUCAUUGGAACGAGUUUGCCGGUGGUCCAGGUGGUGGUCGGUCGAAUUGGAACGCCGGAGGAGGUCCUGGGGGAGGAGCCAAUCAAUGGCAUCGUCCCUUCCAGCCACCCGAAGAUUCCUGAUUUUGCUCCGUGGUCUUAUGAUGGUGUGCACUAUGACCUUGAGGUGGAGGUCGAGAAGGUGCCACAAAAUGAGCCAAAUGAUGAUGAUAUCCUCAUGGCCGAUGGGGAGGAUAGGGACAAGGAUCAUGAGGAUGCGAAUGAUCAACAUUCCGAUCAGUCAAGGGAUAACACUAAUCCUCAUGCCUCUUCUAAUAAAGAGAAACCACUUAUUGGGGGUGCAUCUUCUACAUCAAAAUUACCCAUGGAGACACUACGUUUUGGUUCGUUUGAUGUCACGAGUACACCAUAUAAUCUUGGCAGUGAGUUUGUUCAAAAGGAGGCGAAUGAGCAAGCCCCUUUUGUUUCAAUUCAACGAUCGGUCUCCACAUCUAAGAUGGAAGUAUCCACGCAUUUGAUUACUCAGGAGAACAGAAAAGCAUCCUCUGCAGUACCGCUGGCUAGGAGGGCUGAGCCACUGCAUAUGCUUGAGCACGAUAACACGCAGGAGGCGUGCUGUCAAAUUUCUCCGACAUCACCUAUUGAGAGGGAUGUGCCUUCGAUCAUGCGGGAUAGUAAGCAGGAGGCGAGCCGGCCUUCUACUCCUGUCUCUUCCCAUAGCCUUUCGAACAGUAAGCAGCAAGUGAUAUCUUCUAAGUACGAUAACCUUGUUGAAGAAACAACUUCUGACCAGCACUUUGAUUCUGUGGUAACAGGGAAGACCCACAAUGAGAUUACUAAUGAUGAUGUGAUCUCGUUUGGGGGGAUCCCGGAUCCUACAUCAUGUGAUAGACGUUUCAGUCAACGUAUUCAGGAGAAGCCUGAUGCUGAUGAUAUGUUGAUAGGUCGUGCUAUGCGAGCUGCAAAACUACGAGAUGCUGAAACAACUUCAGGUUUGUCUAUUGAUCAGACUGCUUCUAUUUUAAACUUAUCUGAAUCUGAAAUCUUGAAUAAUGCUAGUGACAUAGGAGUUUCUAUGGGUACAUCUAGUAAAAAUAUAGCUAAUGUGGUUUAUGGUGAGUUCUCCGUCAAAUUUCGUGUAAGGUCGAAAGUUGAUGGUUUUAAGUGGGCUCUAGUGGCUGUAUAUGGGGCGGCACAAUUGGAGUUCAAACCUGAUUUUCUUGCAGAUCUAGUGAGAAUCUGUGGAGAUGAAACGUUACCAAUUAUGGUGGGGGGAGAUUUUAAUAUUAUUCGUAGACAGAAUGAAAAAAAUAAUGAUAACUUUGACACACGAUGGUCAACGAUGUUUAAUAUGGUUAUCGAGAGUCUUAAUCUAAGGGAGAUUCAUCUUUCUGACAGACAGUACACUUGGGCAAAUUCUCUAACGAUACCAACGUAUGAGAAGUUGGAUCGGGUUCUUACUACUGUUGAGUGGGAGCAAAAAUACCCAUUAGUCACGGUACAAGCAUUACAGAGGGCAAUCUCAGAUCACACGCCUCUUCUAGUUGACUCAGGGGAGGCCAAUCAUAGGGGCAACAAGAAUGUCUUCUCAUUCGAACUAAGCUGGUUUGAAAGAGAAGGGUUCAUGGAUCUAAUUACAAAGGAAUGGGGUACACACUUAGGUGGAUCCACCAGUGUGGAAAUUUGGCAAAACAAAAUCAGAAAUUUGCGCCGAGUCCUUAGAGGAUGGGCGAAAAAUCAAAGUGGUAUUUAUAAGAAAGAAAAAGAAAGACUAACGAAGCUGAUUGAUGAACUCGACGUCAAAGCUGAGUCAGCGCAGCUAAAUUCUAUUGAUAGGAAUAUUAAAAUGGAUGCUGAGAUUAGAUUGCAAAAAUUAUUGAGAGAAGAGGAGAUGAAAUGGGCACUAAGAGCUAAGGUGAUGAACGUGGUUCAUGGGGAUGAUAAUACUAAGUUCUUUCACAUGAUUGCAAAUGGCAAACAUCGAAAGAAGAUAAUUACUCAGCUAGAGCAAGAUGAGGGAACUAUAAUAGGACAUGAAAACUUAAAGGUGUAUAUCUCAGAAUAUUAUAGGAGUCUUUUUGGUGCACCAGAUGAGACUAUGAUCUCUCUGGAUGAAACCAAUGUUCAGGAUAUUCCUCAACUAAAUGAGCAGGAGAAUGAGGUUUUAUCCGCUAGAUUCACAGAGCAAGAGCUACAGCUAUUCCACCUUAACUUUGGAACAAUAACGUUGUUGCCAAAAAAGGUGGACGCCAUGCGCAUCCAACAAUUUAGACCUAUCUGUUUACUCAAUGUCAGUUUUAAGAUUUUUACUAAGACAUCCACCAAUAGAUUAACAAAGAUAGCCGAUUCAGUUGUCCAACCAGCACAGUCACCGUUCAUGCCUGGGCGACACAUUUUGGAGGGUGUUGUUGUUUUGCACGAAACGCUUCAUGAAAUUCACACAAAGAAACUAGACGGAGUUAUCUUUAAAGUGGAUUUUGAAAAGGCUUAUGAUAAAGUUAAACUAGCACGUUGGGAUAUGAUUUGUAGACCCAAAGACCAAGGGGGUUUGGGAAUUGAAAAUUUAGAAGUAAAGAACAAAUGUUUGCUUAGCAAAUGGUUGUAUAGAAUUUCCACAGAGACAGAGGGUAUGUGGAUUCAAAUUUUGAGAAAUAAGUAUCUAACAUCAAGAACUCUAGCUCAAGCUACGGUCAUAUUACGAGCAACGUCCUGGAUCCGUACGUGGUCAUCACUCAGUCUUGCGGACAACAGGGAGCUUAUGGGUAUUGGGUGCAACCGGUGGGAGAUGGCCGCACGGGUUAUCUUCAACCGUUUGUUGAAGUGGGGUUUUGCAGGACAAAAAAUUGCGCUGCAGAAUAGAACCCGCAUAAUGAAACUGCAUAAUUUGAAAAAUAAACAUUCGCGGACAUGUUUAGAACCGCAGUCAUGA